GGACAUUCUCUUUCGAAUUUAUCACCCUCGACCCAACUGCCUUCGCUCGUUUUGCCCAGGUCUUCAUUUAUCUGUCUAUUCGCUCACUAAAUCUAUUAUACGCCCGCAUUUCGUUUAUUGUUUAUAUUCCACUUGUACAAGCAUAACAAAAUGCUCAGCCGGCGGGAGAGAUUGUUGCUUAGCCUCAUCGGGGGACAGUGGAUCAGCAAUGUUUACGCUGCCAUCACAUGGCCGUCGCCAGUCUACGAUGAGCUCGAAGAUCUGAUGCUUUUGACCUCUGGCUACGGCAACAGAAACUUCAUGGCCCCCUUGGUCCCUUGCACAUUUGCCCCAAAUCCAGGUCACUCAGUCGCCGGAGGUUUCUUACGAGUCGCCUUCCACGACAUGGCCGGAGCCAACGUGGCUGAAGGGACCGACGGCUUGGACGCAUCUAUCGGUUUCGAACUUGACAGUAGCAUCUUUCUUGAGAAUACUGGUCCUGCCUUCAACAACACCCUCUCCUUCGUCUCGAGAUUCUACAGCAGUCGAGCCUCCAUGUCAGAUCUGCUAGCCUUGGCAGCCUACGCCUCAGUUCGAGCCUGCGGUGGUCCCGCAAUUCCACUCAAAGCCGGUCGUAUCGACGCUACCCAGGCAGGAACUCCCGGUGUUCCUGACCCCAAGGACGAUAUUGACAAACUAAACACCGAGUUUGCUCGUAUGGGUCUGACUCCGGAAGAAGGUAUCCAGCUUGUUGCCUGCGGUCAUACUCUUGGAGGAGUGCAUUCUGCAGAACACCCUACCAUUGUCCCUGCGGGUACGACCUCUCUUGGAGUCCAAGACUUCGAUGCCACGAACAGCACCUUUGACAACUCGACCCUCACCAUGUAUCUCGACAGUACCACCUUGAACCCACUUGUGGUAGGUCCAGACGUCGAUUCUCGAUCGGAUCUCCGGCUCUUCAACAGCGACGGCAACAAAACCGUCUCGAGCAUGGUAGAUUCAUAUGACAGCACUUGCUCAGUCAUCCUUGCAAAGAUGCUUGACACCGUUCCGGCUUCGGUGACUUUGACCGAAGUGAUCACAGCUUAUCCCGUCAAGCCAGCAAACCUUGCGCUCACCAUCAGCAGCGCCGAUCAGCUUGUCUUCUCGGGAGCUAUUCGCUUUUGGACGAACAAAGUCUCCAAGUCAUCGGUCUCCAGUUUGCAGCUUGUCUACAAGGACCGAACUGGAGCUCCGGCUGGUGCUAUCGACGCCUCUGUGGCCCUGGGUGAUGGCACUGGAUUUGAUGAUUCUUUCACGUUUUACGGAUUCAACGCUUCAAUCCCUACCAAGACAUCCAUUUCGUCUUUCGUAGUGGAAGUCAGCCUCACUUCGGGAAGUACUGUGACAUACGACAACAACGGCAAGGGUUUUCCGGUUCAGGACACAAUUCUCUCCCAGAACGCUUACUCAAGUCUUGCUGCUGCGGAUGCCUCAGGCAGUCAGCAAGCGACCAUCAUCGCAGCUGUGCGGCCCGGAACGGAGGGAGAAGUUAAUCUCACAGUGAACCUAAUCAAUGCAAUGGGAGUAAACAAUCUGCCGACGAUCUCGAAAAUUCCAACCGCCAUGACCAAAGUAUGCGAGUCGCUGUACUACGAUUUCUACUCCGCGUCCUUUGGCGUACCAGCCGCUGCGGUCAACGGCACAAAGUACGAUUUGAGCGCCGGAGGGGAGUAUGACAGCUUCAAGGGCUUGAUCGGGUUGCAAGCACAAGCAGCAAGGCUUCCAUGCGGUGGUGGCUCGAGCUCUACCACGUCUAGCGCUACGGCUUCAUCUAACUCCCGGACCAAGCUUGCGACCUCGACAAUUACUGCCUCUUAUAUCUCAACCACCAACACCAUUCCCAUCAAGCACGUUAAGUCGACUUCCAGCCCAUUCUGGAGCAAUUUCACAACUACCAAGACCACCCGUGUCGACCAGGUAAAGUCAACUUCUAGCCCAAUCUGGAGCGAAUGGACGAUCUCUGCUUCCAGCAGCGAGCCGGUAUGCCCGGAAACAACGACUUCCACGAACGACUCUGUUUCGUGGGUUAGCGGCGAUCAUGGAAGCAUUCCUACCAGUGGCGUUCAUGGAAGCAUUUCCACCAGCGGCAGCGUCCCCGUGGCGGCUGUCAGCUCAAUCCCAGCUGGAGGCUCGAGCUCGUCAAGUUCGCCAGUUUCACCCGCCGUCGCCACUUUUACCGGCACUGGAAAUGCACUGACUGGCAGUGGCAUUGUCGGCAUCUUUGCGGCAGCUCUGGGUGUGUUGUUGCUGUUGUAACCAACAAAAUCUACAUGACGGAACGAGCAGAUGGGUCCAACUGCGCUUGUGAGAUAAUGAGGUUGCGGAGCAAGCUGCUGUGAUUUUCUUCGAUAUCCUUUUGGCAUUGACAAACUGUGGCAUACUCUUCACCUUUGCAAGGAGAUUUGUACGGAGUACCAUGUGCUCUUCUGAUCUCAUCCCAACUAAGAUCUUGUACAGAGUUUCGAAUUUUCCAGGAGUUGAAUGGUCUCCCGAGGCCAUGUUGCUACCAUGCAAUUUACCUGAGACAUGACCGGAACCAUCUCAAGAGACGUUGAUGAAAAAUACUGGGAGAGGGAAGCACGGCCGAUGUAAGGCAAAAAGUCUGCCUCAACAAGCAUCCACAUAAUACCUUUACUGGGGGAAAGACGCAUAACUGUCUGUGCC
This is a messenger RNA of Cladophialophora immunda, 2685 nucleotides long. RefSeq lists its product as uncharacterized. Bases 151 to 2277 code for a protein of 708 amino acids. Lineage: Eukaryota; Fungi; Ascomycota; Eurotiomycetes; Chaetothyriales; Herpotrichiellaceae. Gene Ontology annotation, molecular function: heme binding; peroxidase activity. The record is from RefSeq and is a predicted model, not a curated record. Gene Ontology annotation, biological process: cellular response to oxidative stress; response to reactive oxygen species; hydrogen peroxide catabolic process. The transcript is spliced from 3 exons.